This is a messenger RNA of Argentina anserina (silverweed cinquefoil), 1347 nucleotides long. Its product is annotated as probable polyol transporter 3. Lineage: Eukaryota; Viridiplantae; Streptophyta; Magnoliopsida; Rosales; Rosaceae. The record is from RefSeq and is a predicted model, not a curated record. Gene Ontology annotation, biological process: transmembrane transport. Gene Ontology annotation, cellular component: membrane. Gene Ontology annotation, molecular function: carbohydrate transmembrane transporter activity.
AUGGCAACUGGCAAUCCCAUUAACAGUGCUUUCGCUUGCGCUGUGGUUGCCUCUGUAAUCUCCAUCAUAUUUGGCUACGGUACGUCCGUAAUGAGUGGAGCAAUGAUCUUCAUAAAAGAAGAUCUCAAAAUCAAUGAUGUACAAGUGGGGGUCCUCGCCGGAAUAUUAAACCUGUGCGCCCUAAUCUGGUCCUUAGCUGCCGGAAGAACCUCCGAUUACAUUGGUCGUCGUUACACCAUAUUCCUAUCCUCCAUAAUUUUCUUGGUGGGCGCAGUUCUAAUGGGCUACGGCCCAAACUACGCUGUCCUAAUGAUCGGCAGGUGCACUUCUGGAAUUGGUGUUGGCUUUGCCCUUAUGAUCGCACCGGUUUACGCAGCAGAAAUUUCAUCCACCACCUCACGGGGUAUUCUAACCUCUUUACCGGAACUCUGCAUCAGUCUUGGCCUCCUAUUCGGGUACGUAUCGAACUACUUCUUCGGAAAACUGGCUCUUAAACUUGGCUGGAGAUUGAUGCUCGGGUUUGCUGGACUCCCAUCAAUUGCUUUGACUAUUGGAAUUCUCAAAAUACAGUCCCCAAGGUGGUUAGUGAUGCAAGGUCGUCUAGAGGAGGCUGAGAAAGUGUUGGAACUGGUUUCUAAUACCAAACAAGAAGCUCAAGUUCGUUUUCGUGACAUUAAAAUUGCGAUGGGUAUUAACGAAACUACUAAUAAUGAUGAUCUAGUGAAGCACAAAAAUACUAAGAAUAGCGGACAAGGGGUGUGGAAAGAAUUAGUACUAAGGCCGAGUCCUGCUGUCCGGAGGAUUUUGCUAGCUACAAUCGAAAUUCAUUUCUUCAAACAUGCAACCGGUAUAGAAUUGGCGAUUUUGUUUAUUCCAAGGAUCUUCAAGAAAGCUGGUGUUACUAGCAAAGACAUGCUCUUGCUUGCCACAAUCGGGAUCGGGAUUACAAAGUAUGUUUUUAUACUGCUGGCAACAUUUCUGAUUGACAAGGUUGGUAGGAGGAAGUUGUUGUUGACAAGCACUACAGGGAUGAUUAUAUCUCUAGCAGGAUUAGGGUUUGGACUGACAGUGUAUGUAUUUGUGGCUUUCUUCUCUAUCGGACUCGGGCCAAUUACAUGGUUUAUAGCGCUGAGAUUUCCCUUUGAAGUUGAGGGUAACGCACGAGGGACUAGUAUUGGGGUGGCUGUGAACAGAGUUAUAAAUGCUAGAGUUUCAAUGAGUUUCAUUCCAAUUUAUAAGGCAAUUACAAUAGGAGGGACAUACUUUAUGUUUGCAGGGAUAUCCGUGUUAGCUUGGGUUUUCUUCUUCUUCUUCUUCUUCUUCCUAAAUUUCAGCGCUACAUUGUAG